AUGGGUGAUUCUACAGUAAGCCGUGGUGUGGGAUAUGUCCAACCACCCGAAAGCGAUCGUCGAAUGUGCGCCCUCUGCAACACAUCGUUAGGUGAGGAAGCGGUGAUUGCAAUGAAUCGCCUCUGGCACCCCGAUCACUUCCGCUGCCAUGCUUGUAAUGCACCAAUCAAGCAAACCUACCAGAUUGCAGAUGAAAUGCCAUAUUGUGUACAAUGUUUUUCUAAGAAAUAUAAUCCAAAAUGUCACGGUUGUGGUGAGAUACUUAUCGAUUCAUGCUUAAUUGCACUUGAUAAACACUGGCAUCCACGUUGUUUCACGUGCGCUGCGUGUAAACAACCAAUACCAAAUGGUAGCACUAUAUUUUGA
Messenger RNA from Brugia pahangi, 366 nucleotides. The record is from the annotation of a GenBank genome assembly. NCBI's taxonomy places the organism in Eukaryota, Metazoa, Nematoda, Chromadorea, Rhabditida, Onchocercidae.